AUGCCUCUUGCUAAAUCACUCAACAAAGUCAGUAAGAAGAUCGCUGGGUCCUCGGCAACGCUUCAUGCUAAAGGCAGAAAGUUCAAGCAGCUCGGUAGAGCCACCGAGAGAGAAGCCAAGAUCAAGGCCAAGAAGCAGAGACACAUGGAGCAGAAGAACCACGAGCUUCUCUUCUAUUUGCAUAUCCAAGAGAGCAUCAAGGAGAAUCCUCAAGAAACUUUUGAUUUGCACGAGAUUAGGGAAAUCGUCAGACAGUGGGUUAUUCGUGACGACGAAGAACUUGCAGAGAUCGACAAGAACAGAAGACCCGGUAGACCAUUGACCAGCAGGCAGCAGCUUCUUAAGGAGAAGAGAAAACACGAUGAACACGUUUUCGAAACAGGCCUUCGUACGCCUGAUCUUAGAGAUAAGGACACUGUGGUGAAUGUCAAGAACUGGAACGGAAACGCCGGUGCCAGUACUGCCUGGAAGUUUACCUUGAUCACCAAGAACGCAGGCGACGACGAGAUGACUAACUAA
Messenger RNA from Candidozyma duobushaemuli, 519 nucleotides. RefSeq lists its product as uncharacterized. The record is from RefSeq and is a predicted model, not a curated record. The transcript has a single exon. Gene Ontology annotation, cellular component: nucleus. The coding region runs from base 1 to 519 and encodes 172 amino acids. Lineage: Eukaryota; Fungi; Ascomycota; Pichiomycetes; Serinales; Metschnikowiaceae.